AUGAAGUCGCCCUAUUUCCCGGCGAGAUCGGUGCUUUUUCGUAAGGAGUCAAACGGAGUGACGUACAGAGUCCCAGCUUUGCUCUACCUGCCGAACUCCAGGUCAUUUCUGGCCUUCUGUGAGGAGAGAUUGAGUCCGUCCGACUCUCAGGCUCACCUGCUGGUCAUGAGGAAAGGCACUUUCUACAGGAACUAUGUGGAGUGGGAGGACAUUUGUGUUCUGGGCACUGCUUUCCUGCCGGGCCACCGCUCCAUGAACCCCUGCCCGGUGUACGAUGAGUUCACAGGAACCCUCUUCCUCUUCUUCAUCGCUGUCCUGGGCCACACCUCAGAGUCCUACCAGCUGGUAACAGGGAAGAACGUGACCCGACUCUGCUUCAUCUCCAGCACGGACGGUGGGGACACCUGGAGCACCGUCACGGACCUCACCAUGAGGGUCAUAGGAGACACCAUCAAAGAAUGGGCCACGUUCGCUCUCGGCCCAGGUCACGGCAUCCAGCUGAAGUCAGGUCGCCUGCUCAUUCCUGCCUAUGCCUACCACAUCGAGUGCAAAGAGUGCUUCGGACAGCUCUGCCAGACCACUCCCCACGCCUUCUGCUUUCACAGCGACACCCACGGGAGAAGCUGGCGUUUCGGGGAGGCGGUGCCAGGUCCGGAGAGUGUGGAGUGUCAGAUGGUGUCUGUGGACGAGGAGGACGGGACUAAUGUAUUGUACUGUAAUGCGCGCAGCCCUCUGGGAUACAGGGUGCAGGCCCUCAGUCUGGACGAUGGAGCCGUGUUCCAGGAGGGGCAGCUGGUGCAGCGGCUGGUGGAGCCUCGAAAUGGUUGUCAUGGUAGUAUUGUUGGAUUUCCUGCCCCGUUACAUCUACAGCAACGCCUUAACAAUCACUUACAGCAACCUGUGCCUGGCUCUAGACACUGGACAUCCUGCAUGGCCAACUACAAUCACACAAGUUCUGUUGCAUCCACAUCCAUCGCAGCAUCGCCUCCCUCAAGCAUCUCUUCAACUCCCAAUACUUUGUCACCCCAUCACGAUGCCACCCCAGAUUUCCUCACCCCUACCUGGGUAGUAUACUCCCACCCAACAUGGACCACUGCACGCAAGGAUCUUGGCGUGUUCCUCAGCCUUUUUCCCCGUGAUCCAGACAGCUGGCGUGGCCCCUGGGUGAUCUACGAGGGCCCCAGCGCCUACUCUGACCUGGCCUACUUGGAGCUGUCGCCCUCCCCUGGAGCGCCUCCCGCCGUGGCCUUCGCCUGCCUGUUCGAGUGCGGCACCAAAACGGCCUAUGAUGAAAUUUGCUUCAGCAUCUUCACCCUCUACGAGCUCAUUGACAAUCUGCCCCGGGACGUACGGCCGGGAAAUGAUGGAUAUAAGAGGCAGCAGAAUCAGGUGCCGGAGGCAGAUUGUAGACGUGACGCUCAGAGUGUUUACCAGCAGGUGCCACGUGUGAAGAAGAGGAGAAAGAAGAGCAAGUUGACAGAGAUGUGCUCUGUUUCUUAA
Stegastes partitus (bicolor damselfish) is the source of this 1500-nucleotide messenger RNA. It is a transcript of the gene neu4, whose product is annotated as sialidase 4. NCBI's taxonomy places the organism in Eukaryota, Metazoa, Chordata, Actinopteri, Pomacentridae. Bases 1 to 1500 code for a protein of 499 amino acids. The record is from RefSeq and is a predicted model, not a curated record. Gene Ontology annotation, cellular component: intracellular membrane-bounded organelle; cytoplasm; membrane. Gene Ontology annotation, biological process: ganglioside catabolic process; oligosaccharide catabolic process. Gene Ontology annotation, molecular function: exo-alpha-sialidase activity. The transcript has 3 exons.